Catharus ustulatus (Swainson's thrush) is the source of this 1259-nucleotide messenger RNA. It is a transcript of the gene GJB2, whose product is annotated as gap junction protein beta 2. Bases 139 to 816 code for a protein of 225 amino acids. Gene Ontology annotation, biological process: cell communication. NCBI's taxonomy places the organism in Eukaryota, Metazoa, Chordata, Aves, Passeriformes, Turdidae. The record is from RefSeq and is a predicted model, not a curated record. Gene Ontology annotation, cellular component: connexin complex. The transcript is spliced from 2 exons.
CCGCUCCACAGGCGCCAGCGGACCUGGGAGCGGAGUAGCGAGACGCGCCUGUCCCGCGUGUCCUGCCCAGCGGAGGGUCCCGAGCGGCUCCCGCGUGUCCCGCCCAGCCGUGCCAGGUAAAAGGACACAGAAAAGAAGAUGGACUGGGGAACUCUGCAGGAGGUUUUAGGAGGUGUGAAUAAGUACUCCACCAGUAUCGGGAAGAUAUGGCUCACAGUCCUCUUCAUCUUCCGUAUCAUGAUCCUGGUUGUGGCUGCAGAGAGAGUCUGGGGAGAUGAACAACAAGAUUUUGUCUGCAACACGCUUCAGCCUGGCUGCAAAAAUGUUUGCUAUGAUCACUUUUUCCCCAUCUCUCACAUCAGACUCUGGGCCCUGCAGCUGAUUUUUGUCUCCACACCUGCACUGCUGGUGGCCAUGCAUGUGGCUUACACCAGGCAUGAGAAGAAAAGGCGAUUCAGAAAUGGUGAGAAAAUUGAUAUUGAAGAGCUAAAAAAUGAAAAGAUUCACAUUCGGGGCCCCUUGUGGUGGACAUACACCAGCAGCAUCUUCUUCAGGAUUGUCUUUGAAGCUGUCUUCAUGUAUGUAUUCUAUUACAUGUAUGAUGGCUACCAGAUGCCCCGCCUGGUGAAGUGCGACGCCUGGCCCUGCCCCAACACUGUGGAUUGUUUUGUGUCUCGGCCCACUGAGAAAACCACAUUUACUAUUUUCAUGCUUGCUGUAUCUGGGAUCUGCAUGGUGUUGAAUCUGGCUGAGUUGUGCUACCUAGUGAUAAAAAUUUGCAUGAGAGAAUCCAGAAAAACUACAGUUUUGAAAUAAGUCCCCAGUUUCAGGAUUUACUGACUCCCCAUUUCCUGUAAACUUUCUUAGGUGUAAGAAAACAAUAAGCAAUAUUUUCACACUCAAGGAAAAGGAUAAAAAAAUGAACUUUUCUGUUUUAAAAGUGAUAGCCUCCCUGGGAAGCUGAUGCUGAGGCAGGUUUGAAAGAUCAUAAGAUAAUUCAGUAUUCCUGCAUCCACAAUUAGAGCAGCCUUUUGGCACCAGCUUCUCAAAGUAUGCUUACUGCUGGGAUCCUAUUGUUGGGACAAUUAACUCUUCAAAUAGUGGGAGUGGAAGGACCAGAGAAGGCUCUAGCGUCCAGAGGAGAUCCAGGAAUCACAAACACACUGUGAGACUCAAAGGCAAAACAAUAUCAAAGGUUUUUGGUUAAAAGUGGGGUACAGGAUUUUUUGGGGCACAUCACAGCUUCUGAGAAGGAAGAA